Molecule: messenger RNA, 4098 nt
Organism: Pocillopora damicornis (cauliflower coral)
Lineage: Eukaryota; Metazoa; Cnidaria; Anthozoa; Scleractinia; Pocilloporidae
Product: inositol polyphosphate 5-phosphatase OCRL
Biological process (GO): phosphatidylinositol dephosphorylation; signal transduction
Molecular function (GO): inositol phosphate phosphatase activity; phosphatidylinositol-4,5-bisphosphate 5-phosphatase activity
Source: RefSeq, a predicted model, not a curated record
CAUGGCGGAUGACAGGGAAAAUUAGCGCCGAGCAGCAAUUUAACUGAAGCAGGCCGAUCCAGCUGGAAGAUACCGAAAUUAGCAUGGAUCUCAUAGAAAGAGUACAAAGGGAACUUUCCAGCGAAGAGCGGUGUAUACAAUGCACCACUGGAGUUCUACUGAAGGACAACAAUAAAGUUAGUUGUCUUAUAGCUCUUAUUGCAAGGAAUCUGGAUACUGGAUUAAUCAUCUUCCAGUGGAAAGAUGAAUCAUCUUUUAAAGAACCUUACCUUAUUGUCCUGUACAUUUUUGCUAUUCGAGGACCUUUUUCACUUACAUCUGUUGCUGAUCCACCAAGUAGCAAUGGCAGCAGUAAAGAGGGUAUGGUCAGGUUUCAGAUCUUGACUGAUGACCAGACAAGGCUUCUCUUUGAAGUGAAAAAAGACACUCAUGGAAAUAUGUUCUUACAUGAAUUGAACAAAGCCAUUGGAGCUUACAGACAGAGGGCUCAUCUGGUGGGUAUGCCUGAAUUUGAGUGGCUGAAGAGAUAUCAGGAGCUGACUGGAAGGAAAAGUUUUUCAAACAAAGAUGGCUGGCCUUGGAGUCACAUUGAAGAAGCAAGUUCUAAUGGACCAGAAUUUGUUACAGCCACUGAAUCCAAAGUUGAUGAAGGAUCCCUGGAUGCGUUUGGAAUGCCAGGUUUUUCACCAUCCCCUACCAUCCACCCAUCAUUUUCAUCAGCAAGUCUUACUGCAUCUGAUGAAGUGGAUAAAGGUAUGGCCAACUCACCAGCUUUAACCAGGAGAUCCAUCCUUCCAACUAGUAUUGGUGCCAGAGAUGGGUUUAUUAAGCUCCACAUGGCUGCAAGGGAGGAAGAGUACACCCACGUAAAAACACUAAAGAUCUUUGUUGGGUCAUGGAAUGUUAAUGGUCAGUAUCCUGCAGAGGAUGUUACACCUUGGCUAGCAGUUAAUAAAGAUCCUCCUGACGUUUUCUGCCUAGGUUUUCAAGAACUUGAUCUCAGUGCUGAGACACUGUUAAAGAAUGUUACUCCUAGAGAGGAUGAAUGGCUUAAAAUUUCAGAGAAAGGACGCAGAUACACAACACCAGUAUUUGUUUUGUGAAUUCACAUCUAGCAGCUCACACAGAAGAAUUUGAAAGAAGGAACCAGGACUAUCGAGAUAUUCUAAUCAAGCUGGAGUUUAAUGGAGCCGAUGGGUCUCUUUGUAUUACUGAUCAUGAUGCAGUGUUCUGGUUAGGAGAUCUAAAUUACAGAAUUAGCGAAAUGGAUUCUGAUUUGGUAAGAAGACUAGCAGAUACAGGGAAGUAUGACGAACUCUUAGAGAAUGACCAACUAAUCAAACAAAGAUCUGAGAAGAAAUGCUUUAAUGGUUUCAAAGAGGGCAAGAUCAAGUUCAAACCAACGUACAAAUAUGAUCCUGGGACAGACAACUGGGACACAAGUGAGAAAGGUCGCGCACCUGCCUGGUGUGACCGUAUCUUAUGGAGAGGAUCUCAAGUUAAACAGCUGGAAUAUCGUAGUCAUAAUUUACUUAAUUAUUUUCAAAGAUAUCCAGUUUCUUGAGAAACAGACGGCUACCUUGGAAGUUGAGAAUAUUGGACAGGUUGGUAGCGUUUACUGUUUACGAUGUAAUGUUAACGACCUUUUGAUUGAUCGACAGGUACCAGCGCAGUUUGCUUUCAUAGCUAAGUUAGAUGAGACUAGGUAUUGUAAACCUUGGUUGUCGGUCAAGCCUCCUUUGGGAAUUAUAUCUAAAGGAUCCACGUUACAAGUCCGCUUGACUGUUCAUGUUGAUAAAGAAUCUGCCGGAGCCAUGAACUCUGGAGACGAGAAACUUGAAGAUAUUCUCGUCCUACACUUGGAAGGAGGAAAGGACUUUUUUGUGUCAGUUAGUGGUAACUAUCUUCCUAGCGUGUUUGGUUCGUCUAUUGAGGCAUUAGUGCGCAUGUACGGACCUAUCAGGGAAGUUCCCGUUGCAACACUAGUAGAUUUGGAGCACAUCAAUACAUCAAAUCCUUCGACGCUCUCGGAUAACCAGCCGCUAGACAUUCCAAAAGAGCUAUGGCUUCUUACAGAUCACUUGUAUAACUUUGGCAUGCGUAAGGAGAAUUUAUUGAAGCAGUCUGGAUUCGAGAAAGAUCUGGAAGAGAUCAGGACACAUUUAGACUGUUGUCGAGGUGGCAAACUGCCUGGUAGCGUUUACUCUAUAGCAGAAGCUUUACUUAUUUUCUUGGAAGCCCUACCGGAACCUGUGAUUCCGUAUGCGUUUUAUCAGAGAGCGCUUGAAUGUUGUAACAACUACAUGCUUUGUAAACAGGUAAUUCUUCAAAUCCCUAAGAGCCAUCGGAAUGUGUUCACAUACAUCAGUGCCUUCCUGAGAGAGCUGCUACGACAUUCCAAUGACAAUAAACUGGACGCCAAAACUCUGGCUACUUUGUUUGGUACCUUGUUCCUAAGAGCCCCCAGAAAUAAAGAGGCGGGGCUCAGCAGGAGAUCUGUCAAUCAAUUGACGCAGAAGAAAGCGCGUUUCAUGUACAACUUCCUGAUCAACGAAUUUGGACCGGACUGAGCCCGCGAUGGGUGCAAUCUGCAGCAGUCAGCUCCAGUUUCUUUGUACUCUUGUGUAAAGUUGUUAGUAUAUUAUAUAUUCCACAAUAGCUAUAUUUCAUGAUAGUUUAUUUUUUGGGGGUUUGCUGUCCUUUAAAAAGGUAUUUUAUUAAAUAACAGCUUUAUUUUUUAUCAUAUGAUUUGUAAAUAGUUAGUUACUUCAACGCAAUGUUUGAUUUACACUUCAACACCGUUGUGGAAAAAUGUUUGAAGAAUCCACAUCUAAGUUAUAGUAGAGGUUAUACUUAGAAAUUUUAAGCUCUCUUGUAAAUUUUGGAAUUUUGUGCUUUCAAGAAACCCUGAAUAAUGUAAUGAUGGCAAAUAUUGAUUCGCUUUACAAAUAGAUAGGUGGGGCCAUCCGUUUUAUUAGUAUUUGUAUCCACUGUUGUCGGGAUUGUUUUUCUCUUGUAGUGUGUUACAUUUCCUCAAUCAAUUGAAAAACGCUUCAUGUCCUUCUUGCUUUUCUUUUUUUCAUCCUCAAUGGUGAAUGUUGUCGUCUUGGUUUUGGUAGUGAAAGGAUCAGGACAUCUCUCGGAUAAAUAUCCUCAACGUUCUCAUUACCGUUUUCUCACUUGUGACGUGACUAUAAAAUCCUAUGUCGACUUGUAUUUAGGCCUCUCUCCCUCCUUGUUCCUCAUUUUUUCUUUCUGUUUGUGUGUUGAGACAUUUUGAAGGAAAGAACCACAGUUUUUGUCGUUAUUUUUUUGGCAUCUAUUUACUGACUUGACAACAAAGAAAUGCUUUGAGGCUAAAAUUACCCUCGGGCUUAACAAGACGAGCCAACGUUGACACAAAUAAGUUAUUUUUGUUCAACAUUCUGGAAACAUUCACACGAGUCAUGAAAUAUUCUUUGCAGUCAUUCGGUGUUUUUCGAGACUAAAGUCAGCUGGGAAAGCUCAGUAGAGAUUGUAUGACAGUUCACAUUUUUACGUUAUCAACGAGAAUCUAUUCAAGCGACGAGUAAGAUUGCGUUUGGAUAAGAAAAUUAAUUUUUCUACUGAAUUUUGUGCCCACCGAUGCGGAGAAAACCCUAAAUAUUUUUCACCCUAGUUAUUUUGAGUCAUUAUCCAUCUACACUCUGACAUUAUUAGAUUUCUUCUUAGUAUGUUAAGUUUAAUAGUUUUCCGUCAAUAGUAAAAUGUAACAUGAAACUGUUAGAUCUGCUAAAUUUUGUAGGUUAGCAAUAUUGCAUGAUUUGCAAUAUAUUGCAAAAGCGUAAUUUUUCGAAAAGCCCAUAAUUUUAUUCUCAAUGCUACGUAAGGGUGAAGGUUUCUGGGCUUUCCUCCGGAGUAAUAGUUUUACUUAAAAAGUAAACAUUGAAUUAUGAAAUGAAAUGAUUUUAUUAUUAUUUUAAUUACGAAUUAACAUUACUUAAAAUAUUGCAAUGUUUUCCCGGGCGCAAUACAUAAAGAUUUGACACAAAUCAUGCAGUAUAAACAGUGUAGGCAUUAUUCAAAUUAAAUGCACGAGAAUACGUAAAAGUUCUGCAA